GGGAGUCAACGUGGUUCUGCAGCUUUCAAGCUGCAACCCUGGAUAAUGGCAGCCCUAAGCAGCUGCCCUGCAACUUUGUUCCUACUUCCAGCUGUUGUUCUUCUUCUUUACCUCUUCUUCUCUCCCUUGAAUGAAAAUCAUCUCACCUACUUCCUCUCUUCUUCCACCGUUUUUAAUCCAACAAAGACCAGCCACACCACCCUACCAGAAGUUUUCUUGAAUGAAUCUCUCUCAGUCUCCAUUUAUAGAAUCAGUAAACAAAAAGCAAGCAGCACUGUCAAAGUGCAAAUGAAGAUCAAGAGUAGUUUGGCAAGGAUUGAAGAAGAUUUGGCUAGAGCUAGAGCGGCCAUUCGCAAAGCAGUUCGGUCAAAAAACUAUUCAUCAGAUAAGAAAGAGGCUUUCAUUCCCAGAGGAUGCAUCUACAGAAACCCAUAUGCUUUUCAUCAGAGUCAUAUAGAGAUGGUGAAGAGAUUCAAGGUAUGGACCUACAGAGAAGGAGCGCAGCCCAUAUUCCAUGAAGGGCCAUUGACCAACAUCUACGCCAUAGAGGGGCAGUUCAUCGAUGAAAUGGACUUUAUUGUUGGCAAGAGCCCCUUCAUUGCAAAACAUCCUGAUGAGGCACAUGCAUUUUUCCUACCUCUAAGUGUAGUAAAAGUAGUUCAAUUCCUCUACCUCCCCAUUACUUCCCCAGAAGACUACUCCCGCAAGCGACUGCAACGCAUUGUAACCGACUAUGUUAAGGUUGUAGCAGACAAAUAUCCAUACUGGAAUAGAAGUGGUGGUGCUGACCAUUUCAUGGUUUCUUGUCAUGACUGGGCGCCAUCCGUUUCAUAUGCAAACCCUGAGCUAUUCAAGAAUUUCAUCAGGGUCCUUUGCAAUGCAAACAGCUCAGAAGGAUUCAGGCCAGGAAGAGAUGUCUCGCUGCCAGAAGUCAACUUGCCCGCCGGGGAGCUUGGGUCACCACACCUGGGCCAACCCUCAAACAACCGCCCAAUCCUGGCCUUUUUUGCCGGAAGAGCCCAUGGCAACAUCAGGAAAAUUUUAUUUGAGCAUUGGAAGGACCAAGAUAAUGAAGUACUUGUCCAUGAGCGCCUCCAUAAAGGCCAAAACUACGCCAAAUUAAUGGGCCAAAGCAAGUUUUGCCUGUGCCCAAGCGGCUAUGAAGUGGCAAGCCCUCGAGUAGUGGAGGCAAUUCAUGCAGGAUGCGUCCCAGUGAUAAUUUCCAACAACUAUUCUUUGCCUUUUAAUGACGUCCUUGAUUGGAGCCAGUUUUCGAUAAAAAUUCCAGAAGCAAAGAUACCAGAAAUUAAAACCAUCUUGCUAGGCAUUUCAAAAAAUAAGUAUUUAAAAAUGCAGGAAAGGGUGCUAAGAGUGCGGAGGCAUUUUGUGCUGAACCGGCCAGCUAGGCCUUUCGAUAUCAUUCAUAUGAUCCUUCACUCAUUGUGGCUUAGAAGGCUUAACUUCGGGCUGCCACAUUGAUUUGUUUGAUUGACCUUGUAAAAUUGUCUGCAUUCAUGAAAAUCAGGCUUCUAUCUUCACCUAG
Molecule: messenger RNA, 1543 nt
Organism: Vitis riparia (riverbank grape)
Lineage: Eukaryota; Viridiplantae; Streptophyta; Magnoliopsida; Vitales; Vitaceae
Product: probable glycosyltransferase At5g20260
Exons: 4
Coding region: 46-1479 (477 amino acids)
Molecular function (GO): glycosyltransferase activity
Source: RefSeq, a predicted model, not a curated record